GCACCCCUUGUCCAGCAUGAUGCCCUGUCGUUGAAAUUUGGCAUUGAAGAACGCUUGAGCUGACACGAUCCUGUUCCAGUUGGUCUUCCAGCGGUCCAUGUUUCAUCAUGUUGCAUGCUCCGAUCAUUUGUGUUUCAUAGCCAGUUUGGCUGAGAAAAUUGGCUCCGCCUUCAGAGCCUUCGAGAGUUCUUCGGCCAGUUUGGCGUAGCAGGUUCGUGUUUCGAGCCAUGAGAUCAAUGCCAAUCCUAACGCCUUGGCAUCGUGACAUGAAGGACAAUGUGAAGAGCCGGGUGAAGGAGCAGGUGGCCGGGCGAACAGGCGCCUCUUGGGAAGAUCGCCUACAAGAGCAAAAAGCCAAGAAGGUUCAAGUGAUGAAGUCAAUUGAGAAGGAACAGAAAGAGCUCAUCAAAGCUGCAACAGAGAAAGGGAUUGAAAAGCAGCAGGUCUACUCUCCGCUCUUGACCCUCCGAUCUGCACCGAAUCUGUCGGCUGAGAAGCAAGCGCAGAGGCUUGAGGAGCGAAAACAAGACAUGUCAGAGAAAGUCCGCUCAUAUGCCAUGCAGCGCCGGGAGAUUUUGGAGAAGAUGCGUACCCGAGAGCCCCUUUUUCGGAUUGAGGAUGUCUCAACAGCCAAGGCACUUCUCGCAGAGGGCCGUAGGAAGAAGCAAGAGGAGCUUCAAAAUGAGGAGAAGAAACGAUGGGAGCACUUGGAGGAGUGUGCAAUGAAAGGAGUCCAGAAAAGGGAUGCCCUCUAUGACUUGCACAACAGCCCAUCUUUCGAUGAGCGUUUGGCGAAGGCCGUCGAGCGCAAGAAACAGGAAUUGAAGGAGCUUGAGAAAAUCCAGAAGGAGCGCAUCCGCGAUGCCAUUGAAGUUGGACACCAGAAGUCUACUUCGGUCUCUCCACUCUUGGGCGUCUUGCGGAAUCCUCCCGACAACGCUGAGAGGACACGGGAGAUCCUGGAAGAGCGCCAGCGAGUGAUGGCCAGCGUCGCCAGGGAGUACUUCCGCAAGCGGGACGACAUGCUCCAGCGUCAGCAAAACCGGACACCGCUGUUCUCGUGUGAGGCAGUGGAGGAUGCACAAUUGCAGUUGGAAGAGCAAGCCCGAAAACGCAAGAAAGAGAUGCAAGCCGAGCAGAUGAAGCAGAGACAACACAUUCAAGAGUUGCAGAACAAGGCAUUGGCUCGGCCACUAAUGAUGGAGGCAAGAUUGAACGUGAUUUGAUGGGCCGGCCACCUGUGCCAUUUUUGAUAGCUCCCGGUACCACAACAUGCCAGUGCAAUCCUCGCGAAGCGACACUGGCACCUCAUACAGCUUUGGCACAAGAUUUGUCAUCAUUUGUUUUUUGGACAGAUACCGCGUUUGCGGG
Messenger RNA from Durusdinium trenchii, 1371 nucleotides. The record is from the annotation of a GenBank genome assembly. Lineage: Eukaryota; Dinophyceae; Suessiales; Symbiodiniaceae.